Molecule: messenger RNA, 9408 nt
Organism: Trichoplusia ni (cabbage looper)
Lineage: Eukaryota; Metazoa; Arthropoda; Insecta; Lepidoptera; Noctuidae
Gene: Not1
Product: CCR4-NOT transcription complex subunit 1
Exons: 16
Coding region: 262-7440 (2392 amino acids)
Biological process (GO): nuclear-transcribed mRNA catabolic process, deadenylation-dependent decay
Cellular component (GO): P-body; CCR4-NOT core complex
Molecular function (GO): molecular adaptor activity
Source: RefSeq, a predicted model, not a curated record
GAAUUUACGACUUGACUUGAGCGAGCAUGGAGCGGACGAGUGCCUUCGUCAUCGUGUGCUGAUUUUUCAAGUUGCAAAAUGCAGUGUAGGGUGCUAAAAUUAUGUUAAAAAAGUGAACAAUAGAAUUGGUGAUGUUGGCCUUAGGAUUAUUGUUAUUUCGCGAAAAAACUGUUAAAGAACACAAGUUUACUGUAGUCAUCCGUCAGAAAUCGAGAAAGCUUCAAACGUGUUUGAAGCUUUCGUUUUUGCAUUAAUGGAACUAUGAACCUGGACCCUUUAACGUUUAGCUUAUUGCAAAUCAAGUAUCUCGUUGUAAAUUUAAGUAAGAAGAACUUCAAGCAGACUAAUCAAGAGUUGACCCAGCUGGUCAGUCUAUAUGGGCUGGAAGCAGAAAAUCAACUCUUGAGGUGUUUGCUCACUGAGGCCGCCAAGAAUUCCUGGGACACUGAUCGCCCGGGCAGUUCUCCUAACAACAGCAUCCACGCAUCUCUGCUCGCGCAGCACCUCGCGUCAUUGCUCAACCAUCCUGCCAAGUCGACUGUUAUCUGUCGCGCUGUAGACCAACCCACGAAAGCUCUACAGAAGAUUUUAAAACCUACAAAUACUUUACUCAAUCGAUUGUCGAGAUUGCUAAAGUUGACAACUGCUGAGGAUGUUGCCCUUUCACUGGUUCUGAGGAGAAAUUCAACGAAAUCUGAAAUCGUAAAUUUGUCCAAGCAACAUCUGAAAAAAAGAUUUUUAGAUCUUGUACAGUGCUACCUUGACGCAGAACGCGGACAUCAAGUUGAGCGUGCGGGACUCCAGGAAUGCAGCCCUGAAGUUUUGCAAACUCUUCUUACUAAUCUCGCGCAUGAAAACUUUCGGUUAGCCGCUGUGACAAAGGACUUGUUUUUGAAAAAGUUACGAAUCGAUUUCCCUCGCGAAGUUGUGCCUAUAGUGCUCGCCCCCUUAUUGUAUCCCGACGAUACACAGACACCCCUCGAGGAAAUGACAACAGCUGACGACAUGGCCGCUGCCAUGAUGGACAACUCCCUAGCGGAAAUUAUCCGAGACAUCGGCUAUUCUUUCACCUCAUCCGUUGAGGAAUGCAAGAACAACAUGCUGAACUUCGGCGCUCGUGAGCCAACGGCUACAGAUGUCGCCAAAAUUAUAUCCACUAUGGUCCGAUACCAUACGACCGUCCAGGAAGGACCACCAAUACAGACACCAGGCAACUUUUGGGUUGGCCAUGAAGUAAAGAAAGAACCCUUGGCGCAGGGACAAGGCGAUACAUGGAACGCUGAAGUAUUCGUUCAAACACUGAAAGAUUUAGCCUCGAAUCUAAAUUGGAAAGAAGUGAUCUUACAACUAGACCAUCCAGAAUUUUUCGUCCCAGACAGGCAAGGACUAAGCCUGCUUUUCACGAUUUUACGUCUUGGUUUGCAAAGUGCAGGCUACCCUGCAAACAUUUUCCCGGUUGAAUAUCUAUGUCGCCGUUGGACUAAUUUGGAAGGACAAAUGAGUUUUAUCACCAAUAUACUAAAAUACCCGGAUAUAUUCAGUUUUGCUGAUCACCCAUUCCACCCAGUAUCUAUUGAUCUGCUAAAAUCACCUCCUGAAGCUGAUAACAAGGAUGUGGCUACAUGGCGUUGUCUGUACUUAGUAGAGCUUCUACUGUAUGCCUCGGAUCGCGGUUACUACAUGCAAGUACAUGAACUCUUUAAGGUACCUUUGCAGUACUGCCCUGACGUGUUGAUGCUAGCUUUACUGCAGAUCAGUCCACCGGUCACUAUUGUCAGACAAGAACUAUUCUCAACACUGAUACCGAUAUUCUUGGGUAACCAUCCUAAUUCAGGGAUUAUCUUGCAUCAUGCGUGGCAUAAUCAAAACCCAAACAUAAAAGCUAUCAUUAUGCACUCCAUGGCAGAAUGGUAUAUUCGUGGUGAUUGUGACCAGUCCAAAUUAUCAAGAAUCUUAGACGUCGCCCAGGAUUUAAAGGCAUUAUCCCUUUUAUUGAAUGUUCAAUCGUUCCCAUUCGUCAUUGACCUAGCCUGUCUAGCGUCCCGAAGAGAAUACCUGAAACUUGACAAAUGGUUAACAGAUAAAAUUAGAGACCAUGGAGAAGCAUUCGUUACUUCCAUGGUUAAAUUCUUACAAAGAAGAUGUCCUCAAGUUCUUGGCAAAGUACCAGAAGAACAGUUACCGAAAGCGGCACAAUUGCCGCACGAGACUAUUGCCACGAUGUUGGCAUGUUUACAAUUAUGCAUCCCAAACGUUCAACAAGAGCUGCAGGAAGCCAUUUGCAAUGUUAUUGCUAAUUGUCAGACUCUGAUACUAAGUAAGUCGCGGCAGAGCAUUGCAGGGAUUGCUCGUCCGCACACUAGAGUCUUGGAGACGCCCUUCAACCCUGCUGGAUUAAGCGGUCAACUAUUUCCGCCGCACGUUGAUUCAAUUGCCAAUUUAACGCCAAAUGUAGCGAAUAUGAGUCUAGGUGCACCGGCCAAUACGGCUUUUGCGAUGCCCGGUACUUUAGGACCUCUAGUAACUGCUCCAGGAUCCCCUUCACGAUUGAUGGGUGCCGGGCCGAAUAGCCCUUUCGCUAUGAUGCCGUUACAACAUAAUGCGAAUGUCGCUAAUAUGGGACUGGCCAGGAUGGCUCCUGCCCCAGCAAUGGAUAAGCCACGUAUUCCAGAUCCCAUACAUUUCCCCGAGAUAAUGCACAACGUUGCCAAGGAGAUUGAGGAUGAAGCUAAUGGAUAUUUUCAAAGAAUUUACAAUCACCCUCCGCAUCCGACUCUUUCAAUCGAUGAAGUUCUUGAUAUGCUGAAGAAGUUUCAAGAUUCGCCAAAUAAACGAGAGCGGGAGGUGUUCUCGUGUAUGCUCAGAAAUCUCUUUGAAGAAUACAAGUUCUUCCCUCAGUACCCUGACAAAGAACUACAUAUAACCGCCCAACUCUUCGGGGGCAUCAUUGAGAAAGGACUUGUACCCAGCUACGUUUCGCUAGGUUUAGCAUUGAGGUUCGUUCUCGACGCCUUGCGAAAGCCGGAGGGAUCUAAAAUGUAUUACUUUGGUAUAGCGGCCUUGGACCGAUUUAAAUCACGUCUUAAGGAUUAUCACAAGUAUUGCGAACACGUUAGAGCUAUACCUCAUUUUAGUGAGUUUCCCCCGCAUCUAAUUGAGUACGUAGAGUAUGGGCUCCAGAGUCAAGAGCCACCUACAAAACCCCAAGGCGCAGUGCUGCCCACCAGCCUGGCCGCUAUGUUAAAUCAGAGUGCAGUCGUAACCGUGUCAGCUCCAUAUAGAGCGGUAGCACCAUCAAUUUCUGUAAUAUCAAAAGUAGCCAAUUGCACCGCAGGCGGUAUGGGUAGCCGACCAUCUAUAGCCAACGCUACCAAUAUUGACACGUUGCUUACAGCUACGGAUAGGGAAGAAAAAAUCAACGCUCCUCCGGAACCUAUUCAAGAUAAAACUGCAUUUAUCUUCAAUAAUUUAAGUCAACUGAAUCUGCAAACAAAAUGCGAAGAACUCAAGGAAAUUAUUACUGAAGAAUAUUUUGCUUGGCUCUCACAAUACCUUGUCAUGAAGAGAGCUUCCAUCGAGCUUAAUUUUCACGCUCUCUAUUCCAAUUUCCUUGAUGUUCUAAAGAUUCGAGAAAUUAACAAAAUGGUUACAAAGGAAACCUACCGAAACAUCAAAGUAUUAUUACGCUCAGAUAAAGGAAUAGCAAACUUUUCCGAUCGAUCAUUACUAAAGAAUCUUGGUCACUGGCUUGGUAUGCUUACAUUGGCACGAAAUCAACCAAUUUUACAUGUGGAUAUCGACCUAAAAGCCCUUGUACUGGAAGCCUAUCAUAAAGGCCAGCAGGAGCUGCUGUAUGUGGUACCAUUUGUUGCCAAAGUACUGGAAUCAUGUGCAAAAAGCAUCGUUUUCAAACCGCCAAAUCCAUGGACGAUGGCUUUGAUGAAUGUUCUAGCGGAACUACACCAGGAACCAGACUUGAAAUUGAAUUUGAAGUUUGAGAUAGAAGUUCUGUGCAAAAACCUUGGUUUGGACAUCGCUAAUUUAAAACCUGCGCUGUACUUGAAAGAUCCAGACAAAGUACGGCAAAUAGAAUUCCAACUGUCGCAACCCAAACAGAGUAAGGAAGCGGCCGCUGUACUGCCCGUGAAUCCUACACUGGUACAAGGCCAACCGAUACAGAUGAUGCCUCUGCAACCUCCAAUGAUUCCCGCUGAAGACAUGACCGUGACAGCGCCGACGCCGACUAGCGGCCUCAUGGGCGACCCUACUCUCAUGGGAGUGCUGGGACUCCCAGAGCCUAGAUUCAACUACUUGGACGUCAAUGUGUCAUCGACAUCUGCAUUCGGUCAGAAGAUCUGCUUUAAUCCCCACAUACUGCUGUUCCAGAACUACCCCCACCUCAAACAGUUCGUCAAGCCUGCGAUCGAGAGAUCAAUUCAGGAAUGGAUCCACCCCGUAGUGGAUAGGUCCAUAAAGUAUGCUUUGACUACUUGUGAGCAAAUAAUACGGAAAGACUUCGCCUUGGAUCCCGAUGAAGUAAGGAUGCGUACCUGCGCGCACCACAUGAUGCGGAACCUGACUGCUGGCAUGGCGAUGAUCACGUGCCGGGAACAGAUCAUCAGCACAAUCAGCACCAACCUGAAGGGCGCUUUCGCGACAGCCCUGUUGCCUUCCACACCCCAACAGUUUUUGGUAUUUCAGAAGGAGAUAAUAGAAAGCGCAGCUGCUGUUCUAGCUACUGAAAAUAUGGAAUUAGCUUGCGCGUUCAUCCAGAAGACUGCGGUGGAGAAGGCGCUUCCUGAACUCGACAAACGUCUCCUAAGCGACUACGAGAUGCGCAAACUCGCGCGUCAAGAGGGCCGCCGCUAUUACGACCCCAUGGUUCUCUCUUACCAGACGGAGCGGCUCCCCGAGAGGGUCCGACUGCGCGUCGGAGGCCCCACCGAAAACCAAAUCACUGUCUACGAAGAGUUCGCUUGCAACAUUCCUGGCUUCACGCCAGUACGCGACGUUGGAUUGUUCAUUCCUAAACCCUCGGCUCAGGAGCAAAUGUCUCAGCUAACAUUCAGCCAGGUCAUCAACCCGACCCAGGUGUACGGCACCGACGAGAUGAGCGCCCUCAUCACCGCCGCCGAGGUGUUCCUGGCGAACUGCCUCGCGGUCGCGUCCCUCGCGGUGCAGGCCGCCAACAUGCACUCCCUGCUCGAGUGCCUCUGCAUCGCAAGGAGGAACCGCGACUUUGUGUCUGGAUGCACUUUACUGCAAAAGGCGGUCGAGGGUUUGCUGGACGGUCACAUCGUGCAGCCGGGCACCAGCAGCGAACAUGUGGAGAUGAUGGCUCGCUACCGUGAUAUUCAUCUGCGUGUGCUAAAGCUGUUGGAGGACGCGCGCGUCUACGGCCAUGUGUGGUCCACCAAGCAGAUCACCUGCUGCCUUACCGAGUGUCGCGAAGAGCUGCGAUACAACAUCGAAGCCGUCGACUGUCUCAUCAGGAACCACCUAAUCAACUUGCCUCAGUACGACCUUGCUCUCGCACACAUGAUGGACGGCGGCAACAACUACAUGGCUGUGGCAUUCGCGAUGCAACUAGUCCAGCUGUACCUUGUCGACGACAGAAACAACAUUUACGUGAAUGAAUGCGAUCUGUACCACACAACAGAGACACUCGUUAGGAUGCUGACGCACUCCCGCCAGCCGCCUCCGGAAGGACUCGGCUCUCUCAUCGAGAUGCUCCGCGUUCAUCAAGAUCCUAGCGCCUAUCUUGGAGAGAGGUCGCCGCUAGGACCCACUGCUCAUAUUCAUUCUGGAAUCCUACAAGUGAGAGUGCAGAACUGUGACGACCCACCCGGCCUACAAGAAAAAACUGAGAAUCUCCUCCGUGAAUGGAGGAAUGUGCUCCUCAGUCCUUUGACAGAGAUUGAACUCGCUCAGAAUUUUAAUCUGUACGUUCACCGCAUGAACAUGAAUGGCAUCUUGAAGUCCGAUGACAUGAUCACGAGAUUCUUCAGGAUUGCCACGCAGAUGUGCAUUGAGAACGUGUACCAGCAACUGAACGAGGACAGGAUGAACACGCCGCCGCUUCCGCCGAAGAGAGACAAGUAUUACGCCAUGUGUGACUCGUUCAUCAAGCUCGUGUCGCUUCUCAUCAAGAACACGGCUGACGGUGGAAAUCCCACCCCGAAGUUGAUCCUUCUGAACAAGAUUCUGGGCAUCAUUGCUGGCUGCCUAUUGCAAGACCAUGAAGAGCAUGGCACCAAUUUCCAGCAAUUGCCUUACCAUCGCCUUCUGCUUAUCCUCUUCUUGGACAUGAAUAUGGCGGAACCGGUUUUAGAAUCUAUGAACUACCAGGUUCUUACGGCGUUCUGCCACACUCUGCGUAUCAUCCGGCCGAGUAUCGCGCCCGGCUUCGCGUACGCCUGGCUCGAAAUCGUUGCGCACCGCGCCUUUAUCAACCGCGUCCUAGCGGUAACACCCCAGCAAAAGGGUUGGGGCAUGUACUCCACGCUGCUGAUCGACCUGUUCAAGUUCUUAGAUCCGUUCCUGCGUAACACUGAGCUGGCUUCCCCCGUCAUGAUGUUGUACAAGGGCACACUGAAAGUGCUUUUGGUGCUCCUGCACGACUUCCCAGAAUUCCUGUGCGACUAUCACUAUGGUUUCUGUGACGAGAUCCCUCCUAACUGCAUUCAGAUGAGGAACCUCAUUCUGUCUGCGUUCCCUCGCAACAUGCGACUGCCUGACCCGUUCACCCCUAACCUGAAGGUUGAUCUGUUGGCUGAGAUCACAUUGCCGCCCCGUGCUGUGAUAAACUACACCACGAUCAUCCCUGCGUCUCCAUUCAAAAAGGAUUUGGACGCGUAUCUAAAAGCGCGUGCACCUGUCACUUUCUUGUCAGAAUUAAGGAGUAACAUGCAGGUGGUGAACGAACCAGGUCGCAGAUACAACUGCCAGUUGAUGAACGCCGUCGUGCUGUAUGUAGGCACUCAGGCCAUCGCCUACAUCAGGACCAAGGGCCAGUCUCCAAACAUGUCCACCAUUGCCCAUUCCGCUCACAUGGACAUCUUCCAGAACUUCACUGUCGACUUUGAUUUCGAAGGAAGAUACUUGUUCCUGAACGCGAUCGCGAACCAGCUGCGCUACCCGAACAGCCACACGCACUACUUCUCGUGCUGCCUUCUGUACCUGUUCGCGGAGGCGAACAGCGAGGCUGUCCAGGAGCAGAUCACCAGGAUGCUGCUGGAACGGCUGAUCGUCAACCGUCCUCACCCAUGGGGCUUGCUCAUCACGUUCAUUGAACUCAUCAAGAAUCCCAUCUAUAAGUUCUGGUCGCAUGACUUCGUUCAUUGCGCUCCUGAAAUUGAAAAGUUGUUUGCGUCUGUGGCUCGCUCGUGCAUCGUAGACAAGACGGGUGCGGGAGGGGGAGAGCGAGAGAUAACCGAGUAGCGUCGCGCCAAUUGGGAGUCUGUCCGACACAAGCACAUAUUUAAAAGCUUUGUCGAGAAAGGCUUCCAAGGCGAGGCAGGGCCCAGCCAGCCUCAGCAGCCGCAGCCAUCCACCUCUGGCCAUCCCCCCAAACCGCAGGUGUUGUCGUGGAACAAACUAUUUCAAAAAAAGUAAAUCAGUGACGAACAAUUUAAUUGUACAUAUAUUUAUAUUGUAGUAGUGAACUGUACAUGAUUACAAUUGGUUUUUGACACCGCAAAAUUAUUUUUACUUUACAAUAUCUUUUAAGUCUAGUCAAAAGUUUUUGUUUUCCAAUUGAUGAUUGAUGAUGAAUUAAUAAGAAAUGCAAUAAUAGUAAUCAUAUUGCUCCUGAAACUUGAUUCUGUGUUGAUUCGACGAGUUAUAUCUUGCCUUUAUACUCUCAAAUAGCUAGGCAAGCUCGAAAUCUUGUGUCAAAAAUCAAUCAGUCUUUAUGUACAUGUCUGGUCUGCGCGGUGAUACGAGUAUAUAUGCCAGUUUGGUGGUCGAAUCACAAAAUUAGAAAUAGUGUAUUUAAGUAAGUAGUGUAUAGACGUAAGCGUGAUUGUUGAUGGUCGAGUCUCUAUCAUCGUGCUUAAUACCGAAAAUGUGUAAGGGUUUCAUAGGAACAGUAGUUGAUAAGACAAUUCAAGCAUUCGUGUCAAAAUUAAUCUAGUUUCGUAAGAACUUGCAGGCCACAAAUGGCUGUAUCUAAUAAAAUGAUUUUUAUAAUCCGGGGUAGUGUUAUGGUGUAUUUUGCAUAUUGGAUUGUCGAUGUUGCCUAUGGAGCCCGCAGCAUUAACUCCACUGGACCUGAGACGUAACCUCGGAGGUUUCUCGGUUAUUCUCUACUAUUAGUGCCCGUUAGAUAUGGCACCGGCAAGAUAUAUAUUUGUAUUAUUGGGCAAUGUUUGGUGAGAGCUCUGGCCGCGCCCCGUGGCGCCGCACAAACGUAGAACGUCGCACUCGCCUCGGCCGGUCAUGAUGCCCGCUAAAAUAUUAUUUAUUAAAUGCAUGUUUUAUUCUAUACUCAUAUCAAUUUUGUAUUUUAAAUUAAUAAUGUGUAAAUUUUUAAUCUCACAGGUUCAUAUACCAUUUUAAUAUUAUAUCUACUAUGUAAUCUAUUUUAUUCACUCAGCAUUUUAAUCUCACAGUUUCAUAUUCCAUUUUGAUGUUACGCUAUAUCAUCUAUUUUAUCCUCACAACAACACAAUAAUUAAAAACCUUCAAAGGUUUGUCCCAUCAGUGUACGGCAUAAGUAAGUCAGGCAUUUGAGCCGCGCUCACAUUUGGGCGCGUGGCUGCCGCUAACGAUUGCCGCCUGAUGGUCGGACUUACGAUUAGAUUGAUGUUAGUUAGGCGGUUUGACUGGACAGCUGAUGAGGUUGCACGUUGAGGAUGAUCACUUGGUACAGCGGGUAGAUGGGCCCGAGCCGCUCACGGCGGUCUGUUGUAUCACUCGUUUCCGGUGACUUGUCGUGCCGAUCCGGGGAUACAUUAGCUGCGUUACAUAUUAUGUCCCCCUGAUCGGAACGACAACACACCCGACGCCUCUUACUAUAAGGCAAACUACACUAAGUGAUAUUCUGAGCUAGCUCGUCGAAUUAAGAAGUAAAUCGACUGAUUAAAAUAACAUCUACAUGUGUUAGUGUUUAAUAUCUUAAUACUUAACAAUAAAUUGGAACGUAUUUAUUAGUUUUUAAUGUUACCGCGCCGUACGCGACGUUUGUCUUAAUUGUAAAACAUUUUAGCGUUAAUUAUAAUCUAUAAUAAGUUUUGACGAGCAUAAGUUCACGUUGUAAAGUUUUUAGGUGUGAUUUUAAUAUAGGAAUGUGUGCACCGGCGGCGAGACCGUCGCAGCGCUUUGCUCGCCCUAUAUCGAUAUGGCGUAGUCUCUCCGCCCGGUUUUAGAAUUUAGAUGUAAUUAAAUAAAAAUUACACUUUGAUUAAG